Messenger RNA from Plasmodium malariae, 1800 nucleotides. RefSeq names its product serpentine receptor, putative (gene SR10). Bases 1 to 1800 code for a protein of 599 amino acids. Lineage: Eukaryota; Apicomplexa; Aconoidasida; Haemosporida; Plasmodiidae. Gene Ontology annotation, cellular component: membrane; Golgi apparatus. The transcript has a single exon. The record is from RefSeq and is a predicted model, not a curated record. Gene Ontology annotation, biological process: transport.
AUGAUGAUAUGGAAGUCCAAUCAGAAAAUUAAAAGAACACUUGAGUUUUUCGUUAUCUUUUUGAUUUUUAUAAGAAUUAUAAAUUGUCAAUUAAUAAAACUAGAUGGUCAAAAAAUUAACACAAACUAUAUUCUUUACGUUUUGAAGGGCUUAUAUAUAUUUGGAAAAGAUGAUGCGCCAUAUAUUCUGUUAGGGGAAAAAAAGGAUAUGAACGUAAAAGAAGCUCACGCCAUUUUUGAGAACAUAGGUAUAAGUACAGUUGAUAAUAAAAACACAAAAUAUUUUAGUUUUGGAGCUGCAGAGAAUAAAGAUGGUGAUAGUAAUAUAAAUAAUAAGGAUGGAAGUGAAUUAGGUGGAAACAAAAAAGACAAUAAAUCCAGCACAGGUAUUAGUAAUGGUGGUGGGGAUGGAAAAAAAGAUAAAGCCAAUGAUGAUGAUGACGAAAAAAAAGAAAAAUUUAAAUUGAAUUUGUAUAAGGAUAAUCCUUAUCUGCGAAAAAAGAAACAGUAUAGAUAUUUAGAUGAUGACAAAUCUUUUGGUACCGCUGAUUUAUUUUUAGAAUUAGUUCUUAUGAAAGAGACUGAGUUUAAUAAAUAUUAUUUACCAAAAGAUACAGAUGUUUGUUGUCGUACGGAUGGAAAUGGUAUGGAUGGAAAUGAUAUAUUUACAUGUCCGGGUAAAGGAUAUUUAAAAAGAUAUGUAGAUGAGUCAAAUAUGUAUUCAUUGAAAUUACCAGUUUAUUUUAUAAAAGAUAAAAUUCACGAUAGUAAUUCUUACUUAUCAGAUAAUGAAGUAAACCAGGAACAAUUUUUAAAUAAAAUUAAGAAUAAACAUAUGUACAAUAUUAAUCAGACAGAUGUGUAUGCUUUAUUUUUAUCAAAUUGUUUAGAUAGUAAAAAAUUUGAGUUAGAAUUACAUGGAAAUAUUCAUAUAUUAAAUAAAUAUGGAUAUCUACCAGGAGAUAAGGUAUCUAAAUUAAAUUUAUAUGUUUUCUGUAUGAUAGUUUAUUCCAUAUAUUUAUUUAACUGGAUAUAUUUAUUAGUUAAAAAUAAGCAGUUUGUUAUCAAAAUUCAAAUUUGGAUACUAGUUUGUAUCUUUUUAUAUUUAAUGGAAAAUUUCUUUUUAUUUCUUUAUUUUCUAGUAUAUAAUUUACAUGCAAAGAUUAAUAAUAAUUUAUUAUUCCUAUCGGUUUGUUCAAGUAUUUUGAAGAAUGUUUGUUCUUACCUUUUAAUUUUAUUGGGAUCAUUAGGUUGGGGCUUAGUUAUUCCAACAUUAGAUAGAAAAACAUUUAUCAAAAUAAAAGUUUUAUUCUUUUUUUUUAUAAUAUUUGAUUUUAUAAAACAUUUCUUAGAUAUGCAUUUAACAGAUUCAGAAAUCAAUACAAUCUAUUUCUUUUUUUGUAUUAUUCCAGUAACUGUAAUUUAUUCCAUAAUAUAUUUAUGGGUAUUUACCUCAGCUAGUAAAAUUAUUAUUCAAUUGAAUGAAGAUAAGCAAUAUGAAAAGUUAAAUAUGUUUAAAAGAUUUUUCAACGUUUUAAUAUUUACACUUAUAUUUUCAGUUAUUGCCUUUAUUAUUGAUAUCAUUGUAAUGGUAUUUGUAGAUAAUACGAUAUGGAAUUUAAAAUGUUAUCUCAGUGAAGGAAUAAUAAGCUGUUUAUUUUUAAUUAUCCUAACAGCAAUGGUUAUGUUGUUUAAACCAUCAGAUAGACUUAAAAGAAUUUCACAUUUUACUGAAAUAGGAGAUAUGGACGAAAUGGAGGACUUUUCGCACUUCGAGCAUUCCAUAGAAGAUAUAUCCUAG